Messenger RNA from Cryptotermes secundus, 1210 nucleotides. RefSeq lists its product as uncharacterized. The transcript is spliced from 3 exons. NCBI's taxonomy places the organism in Eukaryota, Metazoa, Arthropoda, Insecta, Blattodea, Kalotermitidae. The record is from RefSeq and is a predicted model, not a curated record. Bases 83 to 463 code for a protein of 126 amino acids.
GUUAAAUAACGUUUCGUAGGUUGGAGUCCCAAUUAAUUUGUGAGAAAUUAUCAGGACGAAUCAGGAUUACAGUGGCAGAAACAUGUCGUUGAUUCAGGAAGGGAAUUCUCAUGACCCUGCACUGGUCCAGCAGACGUCACCAACACGGGUGAGACAUAGCCACCGCCAACAUCGUGCGAGUCACAGCCACCACCGACAUCGUGUGAGACACAGCCACCGCCAACAUCGUGCCCCUCCAGUGCACUCAUCUCCUCCUUCCACACGACACUCAUCGGCAGUGAAUUCUGCUGGCACCAGCACUGCCUCAGACCUGCAUGCUGGCCCAUGGCUUUCACCUGCCUUUGAGGUACUGUCUUUUGAGAAGAAUCUACCUGGAAGGUGGAGGCAGCAAGUUACUCUGGUCGCUACUGCUCCCCCCCCAUCAGAGUUGUGCGUUUCCGUAUGCUGCCAUGCCACUCGGUGACCAUAAGCCAGGAGUGAAUACAAGUCGUCAGAAUAUGCAGGAUGAGUGGUCAGUUCAGGUUUAUUGUAUUCAUUUUUUAUUCUUUCAGUCUUCCGUCUCUCUCUGUCUCUGUUUCUUUAUGUAACUAAAAAUAAAGUUACUCGAUAUUUUGCUUGUAUAUACUGUAUUAUACAUUACAUACAUACAGAUUAGAAGUUAUAUACAAAAGUAUGUACUUAAUGGCAGUUUAAGUGUGAUUUUGGUUUAUGCACCAUCUUCAGGCAUACUCCCCAUGUAAGAUGCAGCUCCACUCUAAACGUUAAACUGAGGAACACGCUAUAAUACUGCACAUUUCAGUAACCAGAAAGGUGCUGAGUUGGCAAUAAAGCCCACAACUUCAGCCCUCAGGAUGCGAUAACUUGCUCUGCGGUCAUGGCUGUCCCGCACAGAAGCUUGACCAAAAUUACAAAAUAUUUUUGAGAUAAUAUAUACACCCAUAGACCCAACCUGUGGAGUGGGCAUAAUGAAAAGUAAGGGGAGUAUGGCUAGAAGUAGCAGGACGGUGGUUGCAGUUGUCAUUGUGGGAUUGGGAAGUGUGUUUCACCAUGACUAAAAUCUUGUUAUAAUGCAUACACACCCUGCAUUCCUUACCAUAGUGGACCUGCUAGAAUCCACUGCAUGCCCUGUUGAGGGCAGGCAGGAAUAAAGGCACAGACAGUAUCUUGUACGCAUUCUUUGAUUUGCAUCAGGGGUCAGGAAAUAGUUGGC